This is a messenger RNA of Solanum dulcamara, 1293 nucleotides long. RefSeq lists its product as uncharacterized. Bases 72 to 1040 code for a protein of 322 amino acids. The record is from RefSeq and is a predicted model, not a curated record. Lineage: Eukaryota; Viridiplantae; Streptophyta; Magnoliopsida; Solanales; Solanaceae. The transcript has 10 exons.
AAAAAUAGCUGCUGCUUCCCAUCAGUUGCCGUCUUCAACACUGAAAAGCUCGAAAUUGAAGCUUUUUGGCUAUGGAGGCGAAUGCAUCAGCUACUGGACGACCCGACCCAUUUCAUCUAUUUGAUGAAAAAUCCCAAACUGGGCCUGGGUUCGGGUUCGGAUUCGGGUCUGGGUUUCUUGAUGGCCCAGAAACGCCUCUUCCACCUCCUCCUCCUUCUGUUGAAGUACUUCCCUCGCAGGUUUCAUCAAAUGUGGAGUUCAAUGUGGAGCCUGUAGAUUUGGAUGGCCUUACUUUGCUUAAGGGAAGGGUCAGUACAAAGGAAGUAUUUGGGUUGUCUAAUUCAGAUUUAAUCCCCGGAAAAUAUGAAGGGGGGCUGAAAUUGUGGGAAGGUUCAUUAGAUUUAGUGAAGACUCUAAGCUCAGAGAUGCAAAGCGGCCAAUUAUCAUUGUCUGGAAAAAGAGUUUUAGAGCUAGGUUGUGGUCAUGGUCUUCCUGGGAUUUUUGCAUGCCUUAAGGGUGCGCGUGCUGUACACUUUCAGGACUUCAAUGCUGAGGUGCUGCAAUGCCUUACAAUUCCAAAUGUCAAUGCCAAUAUUAAACAGAACUUGCCGGACACAGAUGACAAUAGUAGCACCGAAGUUCGCUUCUUUGCAAGUGAUUGGAAUGAAGCUCAUCUGAUUCUUCCUCAUGUACCUGCUGAUGAUGAUUGCACAAAAAACGGCCAAACAGUUGACCAGGCUGCUGGUUAUGAUAUAAUUCUCAUGGCAGAGACAGUUUACUCAGUUUCUACUCUACCUAGUUUGUACAAACUUAUUAAAAAGUGCUUACGUAGUCCUCAUGGAAUUGUAUAUCUAGCUGCAAAGAAGCAUUAUUUUGGUGUAGGUGGUGGAUCAAGGCGAUUUAUUUCGAUUGUGGUGAAAGACGGUGUUCUAGCAGCUUCUCUCGUUUCCGAGGUUACAGAUGGCUCCUCGAAUGUUCGAGAAGUCUGGAAGCUUCACUUCAGGUUUCAUCAAAUGUGGAGUUCAAUGUGGAGCCUGUAGAUUUGGAUGGCCUUACUUUGCUUAAGGUAAGAUUUCGCAUUCAAUGUGAGAUCAAGAAAUUCGAUAAAAACUGAUGAUCCGAGGGAUAAUAGCCAUUCAGAUAAUGAUUCAGGUCAUAAUGGACAUAACGAUAAUGGUCGCAAUGGUUGGUCAUAAAAUGAUAAACAUCACUAUUAUUAAUGUUGUUAUAUAUAUUGUUGUUGUUAAUUAUAAACUAGUCCAUUUCACCUUUAAUAUGGUCUCAUUCUAAAAA